CUAGUAUAAAUUGCGCGACUCUGGUUGAGAUACUGCGUCCUUCCUUCUUCCCCGGUCAAUCGUAGUAAUCACUCUGAGCCGGUUCGAGCGAGCGUCAAACCGAAUCUUCGUUCUAGACCUAUUGUUUGGUGCUCUACUCGCUCCAGCUUGAGUAAUGGAGACCUUUCUGUUCACUUCUGAAUCUGUCAAUGAGGGUCACCCUGACAAGUUGUGCGACCAAGUCUCUGAUGCAGUGCUUGAUGCCUGCCUUGAACAGGACCCCGACAGCAAGGUUGCCUGUGAAACUUGCACCAAAACUAACAUGGUCAUGGUCUUUGGAGAGAUUACAACCAAGGCCAACGUAGACUAUGAGAAGAUUGUUCGGGACACAUGCCGCAACAUUGGAUUUGUCUCUGAUGAGGUUGGUCUUGACGCCGACAAAUGCAAGGUUUUGGUGAACAUUGAGCAGCAGAGCCCUGAUAUUGCCCAGGGCGUUCAUGGCCACUUUACCAAGCGCCCAGAGGAGGUUGGUGCUGGUGACCAGGGUCACAUGUUUGGGUAUGCCACCGAUGAAACUCCUGAAUACAUGCCACUGAGCCACGUCCUAGCAACCAAGCUCGGAGCACGCCUUACCGAGGCUAGGAAGAAUGGUACGUGCGCUUGGCUGAGACCAGAUGGUAAGACACAAGUAACUGUUGAGUACUACAAUGACAAUGGUGCCAUGGUUCCCGUUCGCGUUCACACUGUCCUCAUUUCCACCCAGCACGAUGAGACUGUCAACAACGAACAAAUUGCUGCUGAUCUCAAGGAGCAUGUUAUCAAGCCUGUAGUCCCUGAGAAGUAUCUAGAUGAUAAGACUAUCUUCCAUCUUAAUCCUUCUGGCCGCUUUGUCAUUGGAGGACCUCAUGGGGAUGCUGGUCUCACUGGAAGAAAGAUUAUCAUUGAUACUUAUGGUGGUUGGGGUGCCCAUGGUGGUGGGGCUUUCUCUGGGAAGGACCCCACGAAGGUUGACAGAAGUGGCGCUUAUGUGGCCAGGCAGGCAGCAAAGAGUGUUGUGGCAAAUGGGCUUGCCCGUAGGUGCCUUGUGCAAGUUUCUUAUGCUAUUGGUGUGCCUGAGCCAUUAUCAGUUUUUAUUGAUACAUAUGGAACUGGAAAGAUUCCUGAGAGGGAGAUUCUUCAACUCGUGAAGGAGAAUUUUGACUUUAGGCCAGGGAUGAUCACCAUUAACUUGGACCUCAAGAGGGGUGGCCAUAGGUUUCUCAAGACAGCUGCUUAUGGACACUUUGGAAGGGAAGAACCAGACUUCACUUGGGAAGUUGUGAAGCCACUCAAGUGGGAAAAGCCUCAAGCUUGAAGAGCUACGAAUAGUAAGCCUACCCUUAACUAGUUUGUGGACGAAUAAUUCGCUUGUUGUGGUUUCUGCUUCGCCAUCCACAGGUUUAAUGCAAUAGCUGAUGUGCCCAACCCAUCUAUCCGUUAAGACUUAAUAUGUUCUCUUUUUUGUUCCUUUUUCCCCUCUCGCGAUCCCAUUCUUGUCAUAUAUGUACCGUUACCAGUGUCCCAAUGAACGCGUAUCAGAAUUUUGUCC
This is a messenger RNA of Prosopis cineraria, 1567 nucleotides long. RefSeq names its product S-adenosylmethionine synthase 1. Gene Ontology annotation, cellular component: cytosol. The transcript has 2 exons. NCBI's taxonomy places the organism in Eukaryota, Viridiplantae, Streptophyta, Magnoliopsida, Fabales, Fabaceae. The coding region runs from base 155 to 1333 and encodes 392 amino acids. Gene Ontology annotation, biological process: S-adenosylmethionine biosynthetic process. The record is from RefSeq and is a predicted model, not a curated record. Gene Ontology annotation, molecular function: methionine adenosyltransferase activity; ATP binding.